CGGCCAUGGCGGCCCCGCCGCGCGCGGCGCUGACGUCACAGCGCCGUGACGCCACCGGCGCGCGGAGCGCGGCACGGAGCGCGGGAAGGACAAAAAUGGCGGCGGCGACCGCGGGAUGAGGAGGGAUCGCUGAGCCGUGAUUCCUGCAGAGCCUCCUCCCGCCCUGCUCCCCCGGAUCUCCGCUCCCUGUGGGAUCCCCGUGCCCCCUCCAGGCCGGUUCUGGGGUCUCCCCCGCCAUGGAAGAGGUGGACUCGCGCUUCCUGCACCUGCUGCAGCCCAUCCGUGACCUCACCAAGAACUGGGAGGUGGACGUGGCCGCGCAGCUCGGGGAGUACCUGGAGGAGCUGGAUCAGAUCUGCAUCUCCUUCGACAACGGCAAAACCACCAUGAACUUCAUGGAGGCGGCGCUGCUGAUCCAGGGCUCCGCCUGCAUCUACAGCAAGAAGGUGGAAUACCUGUACAUGCUGGUGUGCCAGACGCUGGACUGCAUCUCCAACAAAAAGAAGGAGAAGCUGCCCCCCUCCGUGGGCCCCGAGGGCCAGGAUGCUGACGCCACCUUCACAGAGCACGAGGAGGAGUUCCUGUCCCUGGAUGACAUCCCAGGAGCCAGCCAGGCCAGCGUGGACAUGAGGAGUGACCAGCGGCCUGCUACCGUGAACAUCGUUCCCCUCACCCCGAUGUCCCUGGUGCCCCCAGAAGAGGGGGAGAAGAAGGAAAAUCCCCUCCUGAGCCGGCGCGGGGAGGUCCUGGCCAGCCGCAGGGAUUUCCGCAUGAACACCUCCACGCCCCACGCCUGCGGCGCCUUCCUGCUGGAGCUGGCCGGGCUCUCCCCCACGCACCUGCCGCAGGAGCAGCUCCUGGGGACAGCCACAGCAGCAGCGGGACCCGUGGAGUGCCCGAGCCCUGGCGUGGCCCCGGUGCAGGCGCUGAGCUUCUCGCAGGAGGCAGAUGCUGCAGGACCUGACGACGAUGACAUUCCCGGGGCCCUGGGGGAUGACAUGGAAGUGACUCCGGUCCCCAACGAACACAUCGAGGCUCAGAGGAGCACGCCCCGGGCCCGGGGGUACAUCCUGCGGGAGAGACCCCCCAGCCAGGACCCCAAAGCCCACAGCAAGGAGGAGCCCAAUGCGUGGCAGAGCCUCGACCCCUUUGGGGACUCCGAGGAGAAGCCCUUCAGGAAAGGCAGGCCCUUCCUGGUGCCACACGGCCUGGAGGACACGGUUGGAGGCAAGAGGAAGAGGAGGGGCCCGAGGAAGCUCCAGGAUUUCAUGAGCUGGUUCUCUGCAGCCUACAACAACGCCACAGAGGGACGGAAGAGCAGGAGGAGGGGCCCCACCUUCGCAGACCUGGAGGUGCUGUACUGGCGGCAGUUCAAGGAGCGGCAGGCGGUGCACAGGAAGCUCCAGAGCCAGGGGGAGCCGCUGUGGGAGCCGGAGCAGGAGCAGGAGCGUGGGGCUGACAACGAGGAAGGGGCAGAUGAUGAUUUUGUGGAGCACGAGGACGUGGAGCAGGAGGACGUGGAGCCUGAGGCGCCAGAGGAGCUGGGGGAAGGAUCCCUGGAGCCCCCUGAACCCAGGUACGAGGAGCUGGUGCGCAAGACCGUGGAGCUGUUCAUGGCCAGCUCCCAGAAGUUCGCACAGGAGACGGAGCUGUCCCAGCGCAUCCGGCUGUGGGAGGAGCGCAUGGAGCCGCUGCUGCAGGAGCAGGAGAGCCGUGCCCCGUUCAGUGUCCGUUCCUACGGGCUGGCACUCACCGAGCGCUGUGCCGAGCCGGGCCGCUGGCACUCCCUGGCCAGCCUGGUGGCCGGGCAGCCCCCGUUCGAGGUGUGCCGCUACCUGCUGGCCUCGCUGCAGCUGGCCAACGACGCGGAGGUGGAGCUGGCGCAGGACACGGGGCUGGAGGCGGCGCUGGACACGGCGCGGCUGCGGCGGCUCUCGGCGCGCCCGGCACACGAGAGGUUCCAGAACUUUCAGCCGCCCUCGCAGAGCGAGCCCAGCCCCCAAUAAACCCCCCCACUCUGCUAAGGAAAAGCCUC
Messenger RNA from Prinia subflava (tawny-flanked prinia), 2035 nucleotides. It is a transcript of the gene NCAPH2, whose product is annotated as non-SMC condensin II complex subunit H2. Gene Ontology annotation, cellular component: nucleus; condensin complex. The transcript is spliced from 21 exons. Bases 237 to 2006 code for a protein of 589 amino acids. Gene Ontology annotation, biological process: mitotic sister chromatid separation; meiotic chromosome condensation. The record is from RefSeq and is a predicted model, not a curated record. Lineage: Eukaryota; Metazoa; Chordata; Aves; Passeriformes; Cisticolidae. Gene Ontology annotation, molecular function: chromatin binding.